Molecule: messenger RNA, 4578 nt
Organism: Pectinophora gossypiella (pink bollworm)
Lineage: Eukaryota; Metazoa; Arthropoda; Insecta; Lepidoptera; Gelechiidae
Gene: Start1
Product: steroidogenic acute regulatory protein-like
Exons: 12
Coding region: 234-1682 (482 amino acids)
Molecular function (GO): lipid binding
Source: RefSeq, a predicted model, not a curated record
AUCAGCAAACGUCAAUCAAACGAUAGGUUGGCUUUUCGUGUUGUUCGUGAAAUUUUUAAUUGUAUUAAUUUGAUAACAAUAGUGGGAAUAUUGUUUGAUAACGGCGUCUAAUUUUAACAACGAUGAAGACUUAUACAUCUCAAUCUAGUGUUUAAGUGAACAUUUAUACAGUCAUGCAUUUGUUACUUCUAGUUUUAGUUUAGUAUCGUUACAUUGAGAAGCUCAGCAACAAUAUGACAGACUAUCAGUACAGAGAGGCCAGAGAGGCAGCAGAGUCCCUUCUAGGGAGUGGAAUUAAUCCUCAUUAUAGCAGAAAUAUAUCUCAUUCUCAGUCAGUUAAUCUGGUGUCAGAGGACCUGGUGGCUGGACACCGACCUCAGGGAAAGAUGUCCACAGUGCGGAGGUUCUUCUGUCUGUUUGUCACCUUUGACAUACUCUUCACCAGCUUAAUGUGGCUCAUAUGUGUUGUGAUGAAAGGCGACUCGUUAGAACAGAUAAUAAAUAGUGAGAUAAUACACUAUAAUAUAAAGAAAUCUCUCUUCGAUAUAGUAAUGAUGGCGAUAACAAGGUUUACACUGCUACUGCUAUUUUAUGCGUUACUGUAUAUCAAUAAUUGGAGCGUUAUAGCUCUGUCAACGGGAGGAACGUGCGCCUUUUUGAUAGCCAAAGUGUUUGUAUUCGACUGGCCCAACGCGAUGCAGCCAGUGUACCAAGUGUUCCUCAUUCUGUCCUCGUUCACGCUGGCGUGGAGCGAGGCGUGGUUCCUCGACUUCAGAGUGUUACCACAAGAGUUACAAGCGAAGCAAAUACUCGACCACAUCGUGCACCACGGCGCCUCCGAGCGCACACCGCUGCUCGCCCCGCAGCGGCCUCCGGGCGUGCAGUCCACGUAUGGGGAGUCCACAGUCAAUUGGUUCUCGCCGGUAGAGACCCCAGAGCACAGUCCUCGCCGAAGAAAGGCCGAAGAAGAACUAAUAUUGACACAAGAACAGAUAGACGAAUACAAAGCCAAAGCUGACGAAGCCAUGCACGACGCCUGGAGGGUAUUGAACCUGCAGAACUGGCGGUUGGAGAAGAAAGGAUCGGUCCGCGGCGACGUGGUGGAGUCCAUACACACCGACCACCACGGGAAGGUGUACCGGUUCACUGGUUUAGUGGACUGUCCACCUCAGUUCCUGUUCGAAGAGUUCAAGAAUAACCUCACACGACUUCCUGAGUGGAACCCCACCAUCCUCAAGAGUGAAAUUAUCAAGGAAAUAGCGGACGGCGUCGACCUCUCGUACCAAGUGACGGCGGGCGGCGGGCGCGGCAUCAUCGCGCCGCGGGACUUCAUCAUCCUGCGGCGGACCGCAGCCCUGGGCCGGGACGGGCGCCCGGCCGCAGGGGAGCCCUACUGCUACGUCAGCGCCGGCGUCAGCGUCACCGUGCCCGGCAGGCCGCCGAGGACCGACAUGGUUAGAGGUCACAACAAGGUGGGGUGCUGGGUGCUGAAGCCGAAGACAGUGCACCUACAGGGUGGCAAGAUCGAACAGCAUACUGUGUUCCAGUGGCUUAUGUGCUGCGAUCUCAAAGGUAAAAUCCCCAUGUUCGUGUUAGACGCGGCAUUUGCAACUGUGAUGCUGGAUUACAUUGUCCACGUGAGACGGUUCGCCUCAGACGCCAAAGCUAAAGGCUUGUUCUAGAACAUUCUAGAGAGUUCCAGUAUGCUCUAGAAGGUUCUAAAUAGUUCUUGAAACUGAACGCAUGGCCCGAAACAUUCUAGGAUGUUCCAGUAUACUCUAGAAGGUUCUAAAUAGUUCUUGAAACUGAACGCAUGUCCCGGAAGAUUCUAGAAUGUUCCAGUAUGCUCUAGAAGGUUCUAAAUAGUUUUCGAAACUGAAAGCAUGUCCCGGAACAUUCUAGAAUGUUCCAGUAUGCUCUAGAAGGUUCUAAACAGUUCUUGAAACUGAACGCAUGGCCCGGAACAUUCUAGAAUGUUCCAGUAUGCUCUAGAAGGUUCUAAAUAGUUUUUGAAACUGAACACAUGUCCCGGAACAUUCUAGAAUGUUCCAGUAUGCUCUAGAAGGUUCUAAACAGUUCUUGAAACUGAAAGCAUGUCCCGGAACAUUCUAGAGAGUUCCAUUAUGUUCUAAAUGGUUCUUGAAGAUUAAUGGAUGUGCUUUACGGAAUUGUAAGUUAUUGCAAGGGUUUUAGAAUGUUAUAGAAGUAUUCUAGAAGAAUAUAAAGGAUACUAGAAAGUUUUAGUAUCUUCUAGAAUGCUCUUUAAGAUUCUAGAAAUUUCGGAAGGAAUUCUGAUUGAGGAAAAAAAUAUGUAUGUACUUUUUUGUUUGAAAGAUGGUGAAGUGACAUUUUUAGAUGAAUUAUUGGUGCUAAUUCCUGUAAACACCAUCUAAUUUUAUUUGAAAUUAUAUCUGUCGUUUUCUUAUCCGCCGAAAAGGCAAGGGACGGCUAAUCGACAAGCAUAAAAUUUAUGGAACACACGUCAAUUUUAAGCACAAAUCUAAAACAGCCCUACAAAAAUUUUGCAUUGGCUAGUAACCCGACAGAAUUAAGUUGACAGCACACGUCAAACGGUUUGCAUACCAGCGAGAUACCUUUUUGAUUCGCCCGGGUUAUUAAUUCAUUUACUCAUUCUUCCUAAAAUUAGGAGCUGUCAAUCAUCCGACCCUUUCCUUUUCGGCGGAUAAGAAAAUGACAGGUAUAACUUAAAGUAAAAUUAGGAUGUGUCUGCAGGAAUCGGGGCCAUUAUGUAAAUAAGUUUAAAUAAUUCCAGCAAUUUAUCAUAAUACUGCGCUUUAUUUAUUUUUUUAUUGCGCACAGAUGUGAAUAUUUUCUGACUCAUCAUAACGCCAUUUCCUUUUACGGGGUGGACAGGUUUUAAUAUGCAAAUAUUAAAGUGUUCAGUUAAUUUGCUUGGUUUUUAUAACAUAACGUAAGCUCACAAUUUCUCUAAGGACACAUUCUCUCGUAUAUUUACCUGCCCACCCCUAAAGGAACUGGCCGUGAAGAUGAACAGUUUUGUGUGUAUAAUAAUAUACAGGGUGUUGGUGACAAUGGAACGAAUACUGAGGGGGAUAUUAAAUAUUUUCAGUUCCAUACUUUUGCGUCCACCUAAUAAGACACGACGAAUUUAUUAAAAACAUCAUAGAAUGAAGCUACAAGGGAAGAGAGGAAGGGGAAGACCAAGAAGAGCUUACAUGGAACAGAUUAAAGAAAAGGUUAACGUCGUGUCUUAUAGGGAAGUCAAGGAAUUGUCCUUUGAUAGACUGGAAUGGAAAAUGCUGCACCGACAAGAGCGUGGCUCUUAAAUUGAUGAUGAUAACUUUUGCGACGGAAAAUUCCACGUGAUAUCAACUCGAGAGUCACGGUCUGAAUCAUCCCUCGAAAGUUUUCGUUACGAUGUCACUAACACCCUGUAUAUAUUUUUAUUAUUCCUAAGUGAUACUGAUUUGUGUAACGUGUAUGCAUUUUGCUAGGAUAUAAGUUAUUGUAAUAUAAUUAAUUACAUGGCCAAAAUAUGCUAUUAAUCAUGAUAUAUGAAAAUCCAGGUACUUAUGCUCAAAAGUGACAACUAACAUUUCAAGGUUAGCCCAGCUGACGUCAUCUCACCCUGCGUUGCCAUUUUGUAAAAAAUAAAUUACCCACGACCAACGUUUUUACAUUUACUUACUUGAACUUUUAGUAAAAGAUUUACCUACAGUUUUGAUUAUUUUUAUACAUGUGACAGCCUCCGUGGUCUAGUGGUAAGAGCGUUAGGCUCACGAUCUGGAGGUCCGGGUUCGAUUCCCGAUGGGGACAUUGUCGAAAUCACUUUGUGAGACUGUCCUUUGUUUGGUAAGGACUUUUCAGGCUUGAAUCACCUGAUUGUCCAAAAAGUAAGUUGAUUCCGUGCUUCGGAGGGCACGUUAAGCCGUUGGUCCCGGCUAUCAGCCGUAAAAACACCUCCACCAACCCGCAGUGGAGCAGCGUGGUGGAGUAUGCUCCAUACCCCCUCCGGUUGAUUGAGGGGAGGCCUGUGCCCAGCAAUGGGACGUAUAUAGGCUAUUUAUGCUAUGUUAUGUAUACAUGUGACAAGUAAUAGUAAUUAAAUACGUUAGUAAGUAAUUCACUUACUUUUCAAUAAUAAAAUUUACGUCCUUGGAAUGUUGGAGAUACCAAUUGAAUGGUAACACUUACGUCAUCAAAGGGCUAGCAAUGGCGGCUUGUCAUAGGAUUGAGCAUACCUGGUCUUCUUAUACCAUGCUAUUAAUAUGGCAUAAGCUCACGGCUGUGUUCCCAAUUGGGGUAGGCACAGGUACAUCGCAAGAUGAACUAAGUACCCCCCACCGAGCUUUCUGUUAGACCAACGUGAUAGGUGAGCCGUAUCGCCGUCUGUAAUGGAGACAUCUGUGUUAGCGUUUACGAAGUAUGUAAAAAGUUUUUUUUUAAACUUGGAUUCUGCUAGUUUUUUUUUUAAGAUUUAAGUGUAUAAGCUAAGAAAGUGAACCAACAGCUCGUUAAAAUUAAUAUUAUAGAUGUAAUUGAAUAUAACAUAAGUAAUUAUUUUAUUUUAAGGAAAUAAACCACUUUUUAUACUGC